ACCCCUGGUAUAGUGUCCAGCGCCGUUCCAAGAAAGAUGACAUUAUUAGCGGAAGGAUGGAAGGCUAUUUGAAGCACACCCGAGGCUAGACCACCGACACUUGAGACUGGCACUGCAGAGGAGAUGUCGCUGAAUCACGCCCUAAAACUGAUCCUAACAGUCACUGGUGUGCUACCUGCCGUGGUCUAAAAAUCGGCGCCUUCAACGUCCGGAUUCUAGGGCAAACCAAGAUCGCAAACACCGAAGUCGUUGACGUUCUCGUGGAAAUUGUGAGACGCUACGAUGUGAUAUUGGUGCAGGAAAUAAGAGAUAGUGUUGGCGAAACAGUAGUUCCGACACUGUUAGCCACAGUGAACAGUGGUUCGCCGGAACAUGCUUACCAGUGUGAAGUGAGUGGAAAUGUUGGAAGGAGCGCACAAAAGGAAAGAUACACCUACUUUUACAGGUAUUUGAGUGGAUGCUCCUUCCAAGAUCUUGAAAUAGUACAGCGUCCCUUUGCAUCGUGGUUAAUAGAUUACUCAGAGGACACCACCACAACUCCCAACUACUGUGCCUAUGACCGGAUAAUUGCGCUGGGAGACACAAGGGACCAUGUUGUUCCAGGCUCGGCGCAAGUAGCUAUACAGAUUCGACACAAAUCUUUCCCUCUCCCAAGACCUAGUAAGUUUCUUGUUCCUUCUGUUGUUAUUUUUGGCAUGCUGGCCUCUUGCUGUUAG
Geodia barretti is the source of this 716-nucleotide messenger RNA. The record is from the annotation of a GenBank genome assembly. NCBI's taxonomy places the organism in Eukaryota, Metazoa, Porifera, Demospongiae, Tetractinellida, Geodiidae.